AAUACGCACUACCAAAUUCCUGCAUCUUAGAAACAGUUUAACUGCUGUAGUUUUAUUUUAACCUCGUCAAUACUUAAAAUAACAGGAUAAAUCUGUCAUUAUUUCGACCCAUCUCAUUGAGCAGACUGUGGUAGUUAGCAUUCUGAGAGCGCCCGAUAUUGUGCUGAGACGGUGGAAAACGACACUUCCCCAAGCGCGGGCGCACAGCCUUUUGGUGCUGCUGUAAAGAAUGUAGGGAUGCUGUUGCUCAGAGCUUAAUUUUGUGAGAGAUUUGGCUUCAGCUGGAUGUGACAUUGCGCCUGUGCGAUAAACGGUUGUUGGUGACCACGAAGAUGGCCGAAUGCGCAGUAGAAAAUGCAGUCAAGGCACCGGCAGUUGAAGUGAUGUCACCACCAUCAAUUGCAGAAAAGAGACACCAGACCAAUGGUCAUGCCUCCCCUGUCUGCCUGCCAGCCAAUCAAAGCAGCCCUGCAGGGAAACCGAUUGAAGUCAUAACCCCACCUAUAGUAGCUGAGAAGAAGCCCCAGACCAAUGGUCAUGCCUCCCCUGUGCGCAUGCCAACCAAUCCCAGCAGCCCUUCAGGUAAACAAUAUGUGGAAGGGUACCUGAAGACAGAUGACCGGAUGCGUCUGGCCAAAGAGAGACGAGAGGAGAGAGAGAAGAGCCUCGCGGUACGGGAGCAGGCAAUCCGGGAAAAGGAGCGGCGAGCUCAGCUGCAGUACGAGCGCACGGUGGAGGAGCGCUGGCGGAGGCUGGAGGAGCAGCGGCAGAGGGAGGAGCUCCGUCGGGCCGCGGUGGAGGAGAAGAGGAGGCAGCGGCUGGAAGAGGAGAAGGAGCGCCUGGAGGCCCUGAUGAGACGCUCCCUGGAGCGCAGCCUGCAGCUGGAGCAGCGGCCCAAGCGCUGGACCUGGAGCACGGGCGCGGCCCGAGAGGCAGCUGAUAUUUUGUCAGCAUCCGCCAUGACCCUGUCUCAGCCCCAGGACCCGUCCCUCAGCAAACGCCUUUCAUCCUCCUCCGCGGCUAUAGUCCAUACUGCAGAGAGAGCACCUGCUAGUCCACACAGAUCCCCCUACAGAGGCUCUCCGGGUAGGGGGGGCCACCGGAAGGCCAGAACAGGGUCCCCGGGAUUGUCUGAGGAGAACAGAGGGGCAAAUAUGUCUCCUGAAAACAUCAAGACAGAAAAGCUGCGCAGAGAGAGAAGAACAGCCUCUCCAGGGACCGGCUCCCCCCUUAGACGGCCCGAAUCCCCUGCCACAGCCAGCAUGCGCUCCGCCUCACCUGCAGCCUCCAGGAUCAUGUCAAAGAGCCGGGCCCAGUCUCCCUGCAACAUGAGGGAGUACCCCCCCUCCCCUUUGAAGCACAGAUCAAUCACACACAACAUGGACGGCAACAAGAGGAAGCAGGAGGGGGAGAAAGGUGAAGCAGGGACCCAGGACACAAAGGAAGAGGAGGCCAAGGGUAACAAACUUCUUGAGAAAACGACAAUCAAAACUUUGACCCCUGAUGAGAAAACUUUGAACAUGAAGACACCUGAGAAGAAGGCAUCUAAGGUUGAGACACCAGAGAAGAAGACCUCUAAGGCAGAGACUCCAGAGAAGGCCUCGAAGCCAGAGACUCCAGAGAAGGCCUCGAAGGGAGAGACUCCAGAGAAGGCCUUUAAGGCAGAGACUCCAGAGAAGACGUCUAAGCCAGGGACUCCAGAGAAGAUAUAUAAGUUUCAGACCCCAGAGAAGAAGACCUCAAAAGCAGAGACCCCUGAGAAGAACGCUUUGAAUGUGGAGACACCUGAGAAAAAGAUGGCAAAGUCGAGCAGCAGUGACCUGAGCGGGGACAGAAGUGCCGAGCCAUCCCCACUGACACCCACAGGAAAGCCCAUCGCUGGGACCACAGAUGCAGAGGAGGCGUCGCGUUUGCUUGCAGAGCGGCGGCGACAGGCCCGCCUGCAGAAGGAGCUGGAAGACAAGCAGCGGCGUGAACAAGAGGAGGAAGAGAGGAUGAGAGUGGAAGAGCUUCGGAGGAGACACGCAGAGGCACGUGCCAAGCAGGAAGAGGAGGCGAGGCAGCUGGAAGUGGAGAAACAGAGGCAGGAGCAGGAGCGCAAACUGAGGGAAGAGGAGGAGCGGCGGCACAGGGAGUGUCAGGAGAGGGAGCUUCAGAUACAGAUGGAUAGAGAGCGGGAGGAGGGAGAGCUGCAGGCCCUGAAGGAGGCAGAGCGCCAACGACAAGAGAGGGAGGUCCUGAAGCUACAGGAGGAGCAAGAAAGGCUGCAGAGGAAGAAGAGGAUCGAGGAGAUCAUGAAGCGAACCCGAAAAACUGAUGCUGAGAUGAAGAAAGAAGAGGUGCGGGUGGAGUCUACUUGUCAUUCCUCCCUAAUUCAGCCUGUCUCACCUACACCCCAAGGAGAAGUUUGUGUGAAGGCGCAGUUGAAUGCACAGGUAAAUGGACAAGUAAUUGGGCAGCCCCUGCUGGAGCUGGGAGAUUCGGGUGGUGCUGUUAUGAAGCCCACCCUGUCCCCAAAACCUGUCCCCCCAGCCAAGCCCCAACCCGCGCCCCCCCUUAUCAACCUGGAGCCGCUUGAGGUGAAGAGCACUGUGAAGGACAAGGCCGAUGAGGUCGAGUCCAUGGAAGUCAGCCCUGUCUCUAAGGAGGAGCUCAUCUCCAUCCCGGAGUUCUCUCCCGUCGACGAGGUCCGUCACAACGGCAUGAGCAACUCCCGUGCCAUAGAGGACCUGCUUGACCUGACGGGCCAUGUGGCCUAUCCCAAACUCUCUCCUGGUGCCAACCUGGGGGACUGCAACAAGAACCUGAUUGAGGGCUUCUGCAGCCCGGUAGCGGAUACCCACCUCACCAUCCAAACCCGUGCCCCGUCAUCUGAUAAGCGAAACAUCCAGUGACCAGAACCCUGGAGUUCGCCAGUUGUGGUGCGGAGACCAUUGACCUGUUCCUCUGGAGAUUAAAGCUCUGAAUGUAGUUUGCUGUUGCUCCUCAAAGACCCUUCUAGAAACGCUCUGCAGUCUUCUUUGCCCCAUAGCCUAUUGAUUGCUGGGUCUCAGGAAUGAUGGCUGCAUUACAGAAAUUAGUUUCACCUCAAGAAGCAUAACCCUGCUGGUUUGGGCAUGUGUUAUUCUGUUAAAAUUCAGAAAACCACACAUGGAAAUUGAACGUGUCUAUUAUGCAAAGGUGAUGAGUUUCUGUGUGUGUGAGGAGAAUUCUUAAUGUGUGAUGCAGUUGAUAUGUAUUGCUGUGUGUUUAUGAGUGAUUGUGUGUGUGUAAAGCUGGGCUGCCAUUAAGUAUUGCAGCAGUUUCUCAGUAACCUUCAAAAUGUACAGUUAAGAAGACAAAUGCCUUGCAAAGAGCUUCCCUUACAUAACUGGUAGUAUUACAGACUAGUGAUUACUUCAUUCCUUUAAAGACAUGCUUAUGUGUUUGUUCCAAAAUUAAUUUAACCUGAAAUCUCCUUAGAACAUGGCUCAUUGUGGCAAGGCAACUGCAUAUAAGAAAUUGCAUCUAUAGAUAAAAUAAUUUAGUCCUUCAGAGAGCUAGGAAUUAUGCUUUUUUAUGCUCGGGAACAACCAUAUUCAGGUGUAGUGUAAUUUGCAAUUGUAUGAAUCCUUAGUGAAACAUACACGUAUUUCUCUAGUCUCUCCCUGUCCUUGGCCAGUGAUGCCAUCUGCCCACUCAGGAGCCAGUCAUUUUUAGCAGCACUGACUAAUGUAGAUUGUUGGUCAUAGAAACAAUUACUGUACAAGACAGAUCUACCCUCUGGCUUUAACACAUACAAAUCCUCAGAAGCUUGUCAUGUGCAACAACAACCAUAACCAUGCUUACCUUAGACAGCCUAAUCUCUAUCCUACUUCUUUCUUGACUAAGCAAGGGAUUUAGAUACACAGAAUCUAUGACAAAAACUGUAAUUCAAGUCAGGUUUUAUUUAGACCUUUUGCUUGCGGAAUAAGUAACGGUUCUCCAUCAGCAAAGACUGUGUUGGUGGAGAAUUAUGAAAUGAUUUCUGGAUAGUGUUUGGAGUUUUUCCUACUUUUUGUGCAAUGGGGCUUUUACUGUGCAAGAUCCAGACUCCCUGAUGGUAUCAGGAAAACUCAGAAUUCAGGACUGGCCUUGGUUCUGGCCAAGAUUAGUUCCCAACUUUGGGUCAGGGCGCACUGAUUGGUCAUGGAGGGAGUUGAGGUGGUUGAUGCAGCAAGUAUGAAAGAAACCACAGUAUGUCAUGUCCUUUCCAUUGAACUUUGCACUAGUUACAAUCAGUGUUCAUGUUAAAACAUAUCUUAACAUAUGCUUGCCAUCUACAUCUUAGUAAGAGUUGACAGCCACAGAAAUGUGUUUUCUUUUUUAGCUGGUUUGCCCCAGAAAGUUUAUGAACCGCACUUUAGACCCCUGUUCCUCAAAUCACAGUCCUCAAGCACUGCAAAAAUGUCUGUCUUAACAAGCAUUUUUAGUCUUGUAAUAAGGCUUAAGAUAUUUAUUUUCUCUCAAGCAGAAAAUAUUAGUUUGUUUUAAGUUACUGUUUGCUUGACAGUGAAAUGUUCUCACCCCAAAUCUCGAAAUGAGUCAAACUUGAAUGUUUUUCAGUCUCAUUUAGCAAAAAAGUGCAGACGUAUAGAAAUAAGAUUUUAAGUCUAAAUAUAUGACUAAGAUACUUGUUAAGACUGACUUAUUUAUUUAUUUAUUUCAGUGAGGGCCAAGAACUGCUGGUUUUCUACCUUCCCUUUACCUGGGAGUCAGGUGUUAAACCAGUCUGGCCAAUCAGUAGCCCUAGUUAUUCAUUUAAUUACCUGGGAGGAAAGAAAACCUGGCCCGGAUUUAGAUUCUAUGGCCAGAUUUUUGACUGUUAUAUUUAGUAUUCUAUUUGAAGCCCGGUCCUGCGUUCAACCUAAAUUCCACUGUAAGUUUCCAGGGUUUUAAAGACCUUAAAAGGUGGAUCUCUGUGGUAUUGGCUGGCUAAAUAAAAGUAAAUCAGUAAGUGAAUAAAUGGAAUAUUGUGACUUCAUGGUUUCGGCAAACCCAGAAAUUCAGUUGUGUAUGUUUUGGUGAGAGACCUUUCAUGGGUGUACACAUGGGUGUACACACAUUGUCUCUUACUUACUGAUUUCUUUGUGUGUGUAAAAUCUGUUCAAGAAUAAUUUAUGGCAAAAAGCAUACCCUGGGGGUGCAAUAGGCUGUUAGGGUCUUCCACAUCAGGUUAAAAGUGAAUGUGUAAUCAAGCAUUUAAACCAUUCUGUCUCAUCCUGCAUAUUUAAAUAAAGAGGAGCACAUUGUUGUUAGUGUAAGAGUGUGAUUACUGUAGUCAUAGUGCAUGGCCCCUCAGCAUGAGCACAAAAUAAAGACAGUAAAACUUUAAA
Messenger RNA from Conger conger (European conger), 5354 nucleotides. Its product is annotated as MAP7 domain-containing protein 2-like. The record is from RefSeq and is a predicted model, not a curated record. Gene Ontology annotation, biological process: microtubule cytoskeleton organization. Gene Ontology annotation, cellular component: microtubule cytoskeleton. Lineage: Eukaryota; Metazoa; Chordata; Actinopteri; Anguilliformes; Congridae. The transcript is spliced from 18 exons. Bases 333 to 2894 code for a protein of 853 amino acids.